CGAGCGGCAGUCGCUGGCCGGGCCGGGCUGGAGGGAGGGACGGGGAGAGCCGCUCAGCCCUGGAGCCUCCAGCGCAGUGGGGGACGCCGCAUCGGACACUAGUCGCCGCCGAUACAGCCUCCCUCCUCCUCGGGACCGAAGACCCGCGAGUGAGCCUCCUUGGGUGUGGGAGUGGACAGGCCAAGCUGGAGGGUGAGGAGCGGGGAGGAGGCCCCCUGUUCCCGCCGCGCCUCCCUUGAGGGUUUCCGGUGAGAGGGGCGCCCCCGUUCCCGCCGCUCGGCUGUCGGGGAAGGAAAGUCCUGGCCCCCAGCCGGGCUGCUUGUAACUUCUCAACUGUCUCUACCUCUUCUCGUUUUUGUUAUCCGGCUCGCGGGGGAGGGAGGGGGGGGUGAACGUGUGGUUGGCGGCGCGGUUGUGGGCUCUGUUCUUUUCAAGGGGAGCGGGGCCGGUUCCGUAAUCCCGGGAGACAUCUCUGUAGCCCCCAUGGCUUCUGAAGCGUCCCUGCCCCCACCGGCCUUCUACAAAAUCUCCGCUUAACAGGAAUUAUAAAUACACGAGAGAAGAUUUGGGAAGCUCAAGGACGGGAAAGACUAACGGGAGAAGAAAGAAAGGACUACCUCCCGGCUCCUUCGGUGAAAGAGCUAUCCCUUCAACGUUACUUCAGUCAGUGUUCUUUUUAAGUAAUGCCGUCCUGAACCGACGGGAGGUUUUUAUACCGUGGCCUGUUGCUUGUGGGCGCUUCUCCCAAACGAACUCCUGAAAGACCUGUGAGCCAGGAUUGGAAAGCUGCAAGCUUGUCGUUUGUAUCCAUUCUUCCACUCUGGGUAGCUUGCCUAUCUGAUGCACCUUUUCUCGACAUGGUAAUGUACUGCCUUGUGUAAAUUUCUGGGCUGGAGACUUUAUUAAUGAAUGGACAUCAUAGUCAAGCUGGAUGGCUGCUCUGCUGUUUGAAAGGUUUUUGGAACUCAUCAUGGGAAGUUACUGAAAACAGCUGAUAUUGCUGGAAAGACCUCUUUGUUUCAUCAAAAAAAAUGAUGUGUGAGGUGAUGCCAACUAUCAGUGAGGCAGAGAUUCCUUCAGGGGGAGGCGGAAGCCAUGGCUCAGGCUCCCCCCUACAAUCGGAUACUGAUUCCCAUUUUGAGCAGUUAAUGGUGUCCAUGUUGGAGGAACGAGACCGCCUACUGGACACACUGCGAGAGACUCAAGAGACGCUAACAUUGACACAGGGUAAACUGCAUGAAGUUGGUCAUGAAAGAGACUCUUUACAACGACAGCUAAAUACUGCUCUUCCCCAGGAGUUUGCAGCGCUUACUAAAGAGCUGAAUGUAUGCAGAGAACAGCUCCUUGAAAGAGAAGAAGAAAUUGCUGAACUGAAAGCAGAAAGAAACAAUACAAGGCUGCUUCUAGAACAUUUGGAAUGUCUUGUAUCCCGACAUGAGCGGUCUCUUAGAAUGACAGUUGUAAAAAGGCAGGCUCAAUCUCCAGCAGGAGUUUCUAGUGAAGUUGAAGUUUUGAAAGCACUGAAGUCCCUAUUUGAACAUCAUAAAGCCCUUGAUGAAAAGGUAAGGGAAAGAUUACGAGUAGCACUUGAAAGAUGUAGCUUGUUGGAAGAAGAACUAGGCACUACACACAAGGAGUUAAUGAUUUUGAAAGAACAAAACAAUCAGAAAAGAACACAGGCUGAUGGGAUGCCUGAUGUUAAUCAUGAUCAAGAAAAUACACCUAGCACUAAUGGUAAGAGAUCCUCCAAUGGCUCUCUAAGUCAUGAUGAAGACCUUGCUAAAGUAAUAGAACUUCAAGAUAUCAUCGAGAAACAAACUAAGGAGCAAGCUCAGAUGAAAGAACGUAUCACUGCCCUUUCUAACAGAGUAGCAGAACUGGAAGAAGAUCUUGACACUGCUAGAAAAGAUUUAAUAAAAUCUGAAGAAAUGAAUACAAAGCUGCAAAGAGAUGUACGAGAGGCCAUGGCUCAAAAGGAAGAUAUGGAAGAGCGUAUCACAACCCUUGAAAAACGCUACCUCGCUGCACAACGUGAAGCUACAUCUGUACAUGACCUCAAUGAUAAACUUGAAAAUGAAAUUGCUAAUAAAGAUUCUCUGCACCGGCAGAGUGAGGAUAAGAAUAGGCAGUUGCAAGAACGACUGGAACUAGCUGAGCAAAAAUUGCAGCAGACUUUAAGAAAAGCUGAAACUCUGCCAGAGGUGGAGGCUGAACUGGCUCAGAGAGUUGCAGCACUUACUAAGGCUGAAGAAAGGCAUGGUAACAUUGAAGAACGAUUGAGGCAGAUGGAAGCACAGCUAGAGGAAAAGAACCAGGAAUUGCUAAGGGCUCGACAAAGAGAGAAAAUGAAUGAGGAACAUAAUAAACGUUUAUCUGAUACUGUUGACAAACUUCUAUCUGAAUCUAAUGAGAGACUUCAACUUCAUCUUAAAGAAAGAAUGGCUGCUCUGGAAGAUAAAAAUGCUCUUCUUCGUGAAGUUGAUAAUGUUAAGAAGCAAAUCGAGGAGCUCCAAAAUGAGAAGGAUCAACUAGUAUUAAACAUUGAAGCACUGAGGGUGGAAAACGAUCAGAUGAGGAUCAGGGGCUCUUCCCUUCAUCAGAGUCGGUCAAAUUUGGGCAGCAUACCAGAUUUUAGGUACCCACUAGCACCAGCAUCCAUUGUUGACAGCCAGACAGAUUCUUACAGCACCUCCGUAUUAAGACGUCCACAGAAAGGACGUUUGGCAGCUCUGCGAGAUGAACCUUCAAAGCAUGUUCAGACUCUUAAUGAACAAGACUGGGAGCGUGCUCAACAAGCAAGUGUGUUGGCAAAUGUUGCGCAAGCCUUUGAGAGUGAUGUUGACAUCUCUGAUGGUGAAGAUGACCAAGAAACAAUAUUCAGUUCAGUUGAUCUCUUAUCGCCUAGUGGUCAGGCAGAUGCCCAGACAUUAGCCAUGAUGCUUCAGGAACAGCUGGAUGCCAUCAACAAAGAAAUUAGACUGAUACAAGAAGAAAAGGAAAACACUGAACAGCGAGCAGAAGAAAUUGAAAGCCGAGUAGGUAGUGGGAGUUUAGACAAUCUUGGUCAGUUUCGAUCCAUGAGCUCUCUUCCUCCUCCAUUUACUGGCGGUUCCCUUUCUGGCUCUUCUCCACCUGGCAGUGGCCGCUCUACACCUCGACGAAUGCCACACAGUCCUGCUCGGGAAGUAGAUAGACUAGGUAUCAUGACACUACCUAGUGAUUUAAGGAAGCAUCGUAGAAAGUCUCCAGUUUCGAGAGAUGAAGUUAGAGAUGACAAAGCCACAAUAAAGUGUGAAACGUCACCACCCUCUUCACCUCGAUCUCUGCAUUUGGAUAGGGCCUAUAAAGGAGCCUUGCAUACAGUUAGCCAUGAAGAUAUAAGAGAUCUCAGAAAUUCUACAGGUUCCCAAGAUGGACAAGUAAGCAAUCCCAGCAGCAGCAAUAGUAGCCAAGAUUCCCUUCACAAAGCACCCAAAAAGAAGGGAAUCAAGUCCUCAAUUGGGCGUCUGUUUGGUAAAAAAGAAAAAGGCCGCCCUGGACAAAUCAGCAAAGAGAGCUUGAGUCAAGUUAAUGUAAUGGAAGCAGACAAUUCAACUCAGGAUGGCCUGGGACUUGGCAAGCUGGGAGGACAAGCAGAAAAAAAUAGAAAACUACAAAAAAAGCAUGAGCUGCUUGAGGAAGCCAGGAGACAAGGGCUGCCUUUUGCUCAAUGGGAUGGCCCCACUGUGGUUGUCUGGUUAGAAUUAUGGGUUGGGAUGCCCGCCUGGUAUGUAGCUGCUUGCCGUGCAAAUGUAAAAAGUGGUGCUAUUAUGUCAGCCUUAUCUGAUACUGAAAUACAGCGUGAAAUUGGAAUCAGCAAUCCUCUUCAUAGGCUAAAGCUGCGACUUGCCAUUCAAGAAAUCAUGUCGCUAACCAGUCCAUCUGCUCCUCCUACAUCAAGAACGACCACAGGAAAUGUCUGGGUAACACACGAAGAAAUGGAAAAUCUUACAUCUACGCCACAAACGGAAGAUGAGGAAGGAAGCUGGGCUCAGACCUUAGCCUAUGGCGAUAUGAACCAUGAGUGGAUUGGCAACGAAUGGCUUCCCAGCUUAGGACUGCCCCAGUAUCGCAGUUACUUCAUGGAAUGCCUUGUUGAUGCAAGAAUGCUCGAUCACUUAACUAAAAAAGAUCUUCGUGGUCAACUUAAAAUGGUUGACAGUUUUCACAGAAAUAGUUUCCAGUGUGGCAUUAUGUGUCUGCGGAGAUUAAAUUAUGACCGAAAAGAACUUGAAAGAAGAAGAGAAGAAAGUCAGAAUGAGGUUAAAGAUGUCCUUGUCUGGAGUAAUGACAGAAUGAUUCAUUGGGUGGUUUUAAUUGGUCUGAAAGAAUAUGCAAAUAAUCUUAUAGAAAGUGGAGUCCAUGGUGCACUUGUGGCCUUAGAUGAAACUUUUGAUCACAAUGCAUUAGCUCUCGCAUUACAAAUACCCACUCAGAAUACACAGGCUCGUGCUGUGUUGGAAAGGGAAUUCAACAACCUUCUUGUUAUGGGCACAGACAGAAGGUUUGAUGAAGAGGAUGAUAAAACCUUUAGACGAGCACCUUCAUGGAGAAAGAAGUUUAGACCAAAGGAUGUAAGAGGUUUAGCUGCUGGAUCAGCAGAGACUCUCCCUGCAAACUUCAGAGUUACAUCCUCCAUGUCUUCACCUUCUAUGCAGCCAAAGAAAAUGCAAAUUGAUGGCAAUGUAUCAGCGACACAAAGACUGGAUUCUGCUACAGUAAGGACUUAUUCAUGUUAAAGCCUUUAAUUGUUUAUCCUCACUAUUUCUACCGAUGAGCUGAAACAUUUUGAACUCCUCAGAGACUGUAUUUUGGAAACAUGAAAUCUUUAAUCUGUUGAUAAUUGUUAAAUCAACACUUUGAAAUAUUUUAUUACAGAGUUUUUAAUUAGCAGAUGAAUUUGUGACUUCUAUAGAAAAAGUAUUUUAGAAUUAAAUGUUUCUUUAUAUUUAUGUAAGCGUAUGUGAGUCUCAUAAUUACUUAACUUUGUUAACAUUCAGUUUAUAAAUCAAAUUAUUGCUGAUUUGUUAAUUUUAGUCUUUUCAACUGAAUGUACUGUAAUGCUUAUAUGUUUAUGCCCCUAUAAGCAAUAUAGGGUUUUUGUAAAUUAUGCAGUUCUUGUAAUUAUCAAUAAUGGUUUUUAAUAAUGAACAUGAAAGUGAAAGGAUUUUACUAUCUUUGUAAAGAUAUCACACGACACCAAGCAGUAUAUAUAUUUUGCCUCUUGGAAAAUGCUAGCUAGCUAGCUCUAAAAUUCCUUUUUUUUUCUCCCAGAAAAGCAGAUCUUUGUUAAAAUAGGCAUGGUAUUCAGUUCUGUUUCUGUUCAUAAACUGUAUCUUUUACCCAUUGCAUACAAUUUUAGUGUGGAUUUAUUUAAGUCUUUUGUUCAUUAUAACUUGCUUUUCAUCAAGUUCUAAAAUGUGGGAAUCAUUAGGAACUACAGAACAUAGGUGAGCUCUAGAGAGCUCCUUUAUAACUGCUUCUCUCUGCUGUAUUUGUACAGUCUGUGUUCAUUGACUGAGCAUAAGCCAUAAAUGAAAAUAUUUUCUAUUAACCAAGAGGAGCUCCUAAUAGUUAGCAGGCAGCAAGAAGUGCUCUCCUGUAUUUUGGUGUGAAAAUGUUUGCAGAAAGAUAUUGAUGCAAUUCUUCUAAGCGGACCAAUCAUGAUGCACUGCCGUUUCACGACGAAGAUGCUGAUACGCAAUAUGUCUGAAGCACGAAGUGCAACUUCUAAAAGCCUUACUUUUUAUGUCAUCUUUUGCAUAUAUUUAUAAACUUGUUAUAAAUUCUGGACACACUUUUAGUUGUUAAUAAUUUUAGCUAUAUCAGUCAAUAUAAGUAGAAAAUGCAUCAUUCAUUUUUACAUAGCACAUGAAGAAGCCAGCAAGGAAUAAGUUCAGAUUGUGGUGCAUUAUUUAUUUGCAAUAAUAUAUACAGCAUAUGUCUCUCUCUGUUUUGUUUUUCGCUCUUUUUAAUUGUACAUCUGAAAGUUGUGUUACUGUUUGUUUUUUUCUAUUAACCUUUUAUGUAUACUUUUGAUUAUGUAACAAAUUAUGUACAGUCUAAAUACUUUGAACUAUUUUUACCACAGUAUUAUUUAUUGCUUUCUCUCAAUAAAGUACUGAAGCAUUUUUCCACUG
Molecule: messenger RNA, 6179 nt
Organism: Sphaerodactylus townsendi
Lineage: Eukaryota; Metazoa; Chordata; Lepidosauria; Squamata; Sphaerodactylidae
Gene: PPFIA1
Product: PTPRF interacting protein alpha 1
Exons: 32
Coding region: 1032-4778 (1248 amino acids)
Biological process (GO): synapse organization
Cellular component (GO): presynaptic active zone
Molecular function (GO): protein binding
Source: RefSeq, a predicted model, not a curated record